AUGAGAGGAAGAUCUAUUCAUAAUUCACAGCCUUUUUAGAUGAGGUCUCCACAAAGGGCUAUAUCCCCUGUUAUACAAAUUGUUCCAUCAGUCCCUUAAUCAAUGAAUUUGGAUAUUAUUAUAAAUCUGAAAAUGGAAAAAGUCUUGAUGAGUUUUGAAAUACAAAGAUUAAAUUCUGUUUUAUUAGAUAUAGAAAAAAAAAGAAUUGCAAUGAAAAACUAGAAGUAUAUAAAAAAUAUGAGAUUUAAGUUAAAAACUGUAAGAGAGGGAGCAAAUUCUGCUGCUUGAAAUAUCAAAUCAGAAAUAAUAAAUAAACGAUUUAUAACAAAAAGAAAAAAAUAGCAGAGAUUAAUUAAAUUCACUUUAAAGAACUUUCAGCAAACAAGAAAAUCAAAUAAGAGUAAAUUUUGCAUUAAUUUUCAGGAUCAGUUAAUGAGCGAUGAGUUUAAAAAAUUACAAGAAGAAAAUAUAUUGCUAGAAUAAAAACUAUCCUACCUACUAGAAGUGAAUCAAUAACAACUUAAAAAUGAUAGCAUGUUAUUAUAAAAAUCAGGAGGACAGUUAAAAGGAAAAGAGAAUGUAUUACCUUUAAGUUUACAAGCUGGAUUUGAGAAUUUGCAAAGUAACAUAAUGUAGUUUAGAAAGGGCAAUUUGUUACAAAAUAAAUAUGCAAAUGCCUUAACGAUGCUGUCUGAAUUAAUGAGUUCUCAUCAUAGAUUAAUUAAAAAAUAUGAAAAUAACGAAGAUAACAACGAAGUUGAAUUGCAAUAAAUUUAAAUUUAUUUAACUUCAUUAAAUUAAGAUGUAGAAGCAUUAAAAUAAUAUGAAACCCCAAAAGCUGUUAGAAGAAUUUUAAAUAAUUAAAGCCCCACAAAAGGAAGGUCUUUGUCUCCUUCCAUGAGUGCUGGGGAAGUUUUUGCAAAAAUUAUGAGUCACAUAGAGCACCUGUAAUUAGAUGGUAAUAAUAUUCCAGCCAUCAUAAAAUAAAUUUCUUUAUUAAACUCUUUAGUUAGAUUGAAGAAUCAAGAUUUAAAACUAAUUGGAACUAAUAAUAAAUUGAGAUCUUCGCCUAUCAGAUACUCUGCUGAAAGAUUAAAUGCUAGUGUGAGAGUGUUGACUCCAGUAAAAUAUGUCAGUCCAAUAAGGAUUUCUCCAAUUAGAAGUCAUACAUUUCAUAGUACUGUUGGCAUUCCUUAAAAGAUAUCAAUAAUUCACUCAAGCAAAUAAGAGCCAAGUCAAAAUUUACAUAGGCAAGGGUUUAUUGAUACAAAGAGAGAUGAUUUAAGAAAUAUUUUAAGUAAAGUUAGAAAAGGACAAGAGAAUACUAACAGAUUAGAAAAUGAAAAAUAAAUUAAUUAGGAAGAAUAAUUUUGGAAAUAAAAAUAUGAGGAAGAAAUUGAGAAAUAGAAAAGAGGGUAUUCAUUAGACAGUGCAGAAUAUUAGUUAAUGGAAUAAAUUAAAGAAAAUUAAGAACUGUUAUCUCACAUUAACUUAAUGAAAAAUGAUUUCCUUUAAUAAGAAUUAUAUAAUGAAAUGGAAUUAAAAAAGAAAUAAGCUGAGAAUAAUAAAUUGAUGGAAUUGUCGGAUUAAUAAGAGCAAUAAUAAUCAUACUUAAAUAACUAAAUUGAGGAUCUUUAAUAGAAAAAUUUAGAAAAUGAAAAAAUUAAAUAGGAUCUGUUAAAUAAAUUACAAUUAAAUGAUAAGGAAAUAUAGAGAUUAAAAAAUAUUAUAAAUUAAUCCUAUUUAAAACCUUAUCAAUAGGAUAAUUAUUAAAUUUAACUUUGUGAACCUCUUUUAAUUGAAAAAAAUAAGAAGUAACUAGAGAGCGAAGACCAAUAAAAAGAUAAAAAUUUGGAACUUUAAGAAAAAAUUAUUGAACUCUAAGAUGAAUUAAAUAAAAUUAAUUCAGAAUCAACUAAACCACGUAGAAAUUAUACAUAAAAAGAGAUUGUUGAUCCAGAAAAAACCAUUAGAAUUAGUUAAUUAGAAUAAGAAAAUUAAAAAUUAUAGGCUUAAUUAAAGGAAAAAGAAUUAUAGAGAAAGGAUGAUCUUAAAGAAUUCUAAGAGAUGAUAGGAAAUGGAAUCUCGUAAUAAAAGGUUGUAGAUCUUAUUGCAGAAAAGUAGAAACUCUAAGAGCACUUUAGAGUUUUGUAGAAUAAAGUCGAUGCAUUAUAAUAAAAUUUAAUUAGAUUAUAAAGUGAAUUAUAAAGUAAGAAUAAAGAGUUAAAAGAACUAGAAUAAUUAUAGAGCGAAUAAAAUCAACCCUAGAUAUAAGGUUAAAUGAAUUUAAUGGAUUAAAUUAAUAAUUUGGAAGCGUAAUUAAUUUAGGCUAAAAAAUAAUAUUAAGAACUAUUGGAAACUUCAUAACAAAACUCAAGUCCAAAUGGAUUGAAAGAAAAAAUAUUAUAAUAAUAAGCGUUAAUUCAUGAUUAAGAAAAUUAAAUUAAUACUUUAUCCAAUAAAAUAGAGUAGGAAAUUCCUAUUUUAGAAGGGCAAUUAGCAACUGCAAAUCAAAAGAUAUAGGCUGCUGAGAAUGAUAUUCUUAAUUAGGAUAAGCGAUAUAAUGAGUUAUUAAAUAAUAAGUAAUAUCUCUAGAAUCAAGAUUCAUAAAUUCCUAAUGAUGAUUUGAAAAAACUUACUGAGAAAUAUUAAGAACUCAAUCUAUAGUUGUAGUAAAAUAAUAGAAAAUUGGAAGUUCAAUAAGAUAUAUAAGAAUAAUUGAAAGAAGAAAUAAAUGAAAAAGUUAGAGAAUAUAACUUGGCAUAGUAGAUACAACAAAUUCAAUAAGAUUAGAUAAAGGAUUAGUAAUAAAAAAUUAAUAAAAUGAUAGACAAAGAACAGCAAUUAAUGUAAGAAAUAGCAAAUUUACAAAGUAAGAUUAAUCAACAAAGAGAUAUAAAUGUUGACAAUACAAAAUAGAAUGAUCAAAAUAAUAGAGAUGAAAUCAUUUAAAUAUAAGAUUAUGAUUCUGCUCUUUAAAUUAAAUAGUUAUAAGAGGAAUUAAAUAAAGUGAUUAAUGAGAAUAUUCUGAAAGACAAUGAAUGCCAAGUUCUCUCAAAAUUAAAACCUGAAAAUGAAGAACUGAGAGCACAAUAAACCUAACUGUAUUAUCAGAUUGUACAAUUAUAAAAUUAAAUUCACAAUUUAGAGUCUUUUAAACCAUCAAAGUAACAGGAUAAUGAUAAAUAAUUAACAUUUGAGACUGACCCAGAAAAAACUUUAGCUAUUAGUUAAUUACAAUAGCAAAAUUAAUAAUUAAGAAAUCAAUUGUAAGAGAUUUAAAAUUAACGACAGGAUGAUUUAUAAAAAUUCAAAGAAAUAAAUGAGAAUGGAGCUGAUCAAUAACAUAUAAUUGAACUCUUCUAAUCUAAAUAAAAUUUAGAAUAAUAAUUGAGAAAUCUAUAAAAUUAAUUAGAUAAUGCAUUAUAAGAGUAAAUUUUGAUUUAAGGGUAACUAAUAGAAAAAAAUAAGUAAUUCUCUGAAUUUUGCUCAAAUUAUAAUGAUGAAGACUUCAAAAAAUAAUUGGAGAAUUUAAACUAAAUCAUUCAAGAAUAAUAAGAGAAGCUCUUAUAAUCUAAGUAAUAAUACCAAGAACUUUUGGAGUUGACCUCUUAAAAUUUAACUCCUAAUGGACAAAAAGAAAAGUUAUUAUAAUAAGCAAAUUAAAUACAUGAAUAACAAUAGGAAAUUUAAUUGAUGCAUCAAUAAUUGGAUAAUGAAGUUCCAAAAUUGCAAGGAGCUUUAACAGAAUAUAAAUAAAAAUAUAACGAUUCAUAAACAGAAAUCCAUUUACUAAUGGAAAGAUAUCAAAACCUUUUAAAUCAAAGAUCCUAAUAGAAUUAAAGUAACGAAAAAAGUUAUUCAACAAAAUUUAAUAAUUUAUAAGAUACAAAUUUAUCUGCAUAAAAAUAUGAUGAUAAGAAUGAUUAAACUAAUAUAUCUGAUUUUUAAGAUGAUAUGAAUAGGAAAACUAUUUUGCAAGAAUAAGAAAUUGCAUUAAUGCAUAAAUAAUAAGAAAAGGUCAAAUCAGAAUUAGAAGAUUUACAUAAAUAGAUAAAUUUAAAAGAUUAGGAAAUUUUGAUCCUUAAAAACAAACUUGCUGAUGGGAACACUGAGUUUUGGAAAGAGGAGUAUACAAAGUUAGCAACUCAAAAUAAGAGAAGCAGUAAAACAUCAGUUUAAGAGUCUCCAGAAUAAUACUUGAUUGUUGAUCUCCAAUAAAAAAAUUAGAAAUUAAUUAAUUAAAUUGCUGAAAUAGAAGCAGAAAGAUAAGAAGAUUUAAGAAAGUUUCAAAAGAUUUUAGAGAAUGAUGGUACUUAGGAUAAUUCGGUUGUUUAAUUAUUUUCUGAAAAUCAACAACUUCAAUAAUCUAAGAGACAAAUGUAAAAUUAAAUAGAUGAUUUAUUAUCAUAAUUAAAAGAUAAAAAAGAUUUGUAAGAUAGCAAGACGAUAUAAAAUUUAGCUAAUCAAAUACUAGAGUUAUAGAAUUAAAAUUAACUCUUAUCCAAAUAGUUACACCAAUCAAAAGAAUAAUAUAGUUAACUUUAAGAACAAUUAUAAGCUAAUUUAACUCCAAAUGGUUUAUAAGAAAAGAUUUUAUAGAAUACAUAAAUUAUUCAUCAAUAACAAGAGCAAAUAUUAGCCUUGCAGAAUCAAAUUUAAACUGAUAUACCAGAGGUUACACAUUAGUUACAAGAAGCAGAUUAAAAUUUAAAAAAAGCACUAGAUGAAGCUAGAAAUUGGAAAGAAAAGUAUUUGAAUUUAUUAGAGAUUAAAUAGGAAAUUCCUAAAAUAUAAAUUGAUGACAAUAUUAUAAAAUAGAUGAAUUUAGAAGAAUCCUAAGAUUAUAUUUAAACAUUAGUAAAGAAUUACUAAAAAGCUAAUGAAUAAGAGCAACAAGCUAAAAUUAUUAUAGAUGAAUAAAAGAAAUUAAUCAAUUAAUAUGAAAAUUAAAUAGAAGCAUAACAUUAAUAAAAUUCAGAUAUCUCAAAAGAAAACGCUAUAUUAAAUAAAUUAACGGAAACAUAAAAUAGUUAAAUCGAAAAAUUAAAUAAAUCUAAUCAAGCAUAAUCUUUAGAAAUGAUUGAUUUGAAGAAUUAAUAAAGAUAGGAAUAAUAUUGGAAAAAUGAAUACUAAAAAUUAGCUCUAAAAUAUGGAGAAGAUAUAUCAAAUAAAUCUCCAAACUAAGAGGAUCUAUUAAAUUAAAUAGAUGAAAAUAUUUAAGUAGAGAGUAUUAACGAACUUAAAAAUCAAAAUGAUUUAUUAUAGUAAUAAUUAAUUGAUUAAACUGAAGAGCUAAAACUUACAAAGAUAAAAUUUUAAGAAUAACUGCUCUAAGCUCAACGAUAAAUAAAUGAUUUAUUAAACAGUUAAAUUCCUUAACCUACUGAAUAAUAAGAAUCCAUUUAAUUUUAAAAUGAUCCCUAGAAAGCCUUAUAAUUAAGUUAAUUAAGACAACAAAAUUAGUCUUUAAAUAAAUAAAUUGAAGAGUUAGAAUAAACGAGAAGGAAAGAUCUUUAAAAGUUUCAAGAUAUGAUUGAGAAUGGAAUCAAUGAAAAUUAAAUUUUAAGUUUGCAAAAGGAAAAAUAAGAAUUGCAAUCAGAAUUAAGAGUUUCAUAGAAUAAAAUUGAUAACCUUUAAUAAGAAUAGUUAAUUUUGCAAAGUUAAUUGACUUAGAAAACAAAAUAGUUAAUUGAUAUUCAUGAUUAGAUUUAAUUGGAUGAAGCUAAAAAUGUUUAAUUAUAACUAUAGAAUGAGAACGAUCUUCUAAAGAAAUAAUUGGAUAAAAUUAAAGAAUAAUAUCAAGAAUUACUAUAAUUAUAAUCUGAAAAUUUAACACCAAAUGGUUUAUAAGAGAAAAUAUUAUAGUAAACUUAAUACAUUCAUGAUUUAGAGGAAUAAGUUUAAAAUCUAUAACAUUAAGUUGAAACUCAAAUUCCUUAGCUUUCUGGAGAAAUAGUAGAAUUGAAAUUAAGGUUAAAAGAUGCUAUAACAGAUGCUUAAUUAUGGAAUAAUAAAUAUAACGAAGUCAUACAACUUUAAUAAGAAAGAUCUGAAGAUUAAUUAGAAAAACUAUAAUCACAGAUAGCUGAAAAGGAUGAAAAAAUUGAAUAAUAAAAACUAAAAUUUAAUCAAUUACUUUAAGAACAGAUAAAUUAGUUAUCUCCAUCUUCAGCAUAAGCCAAACUUCUAAAAGCAUUUUAAUAAAUUAAUGAUUUGGAAGAGAGAUUAUAAGCAGUUGAAGAUUUGAAAAAUUAAUAUUAAAGGUAACUUAUAAAUGUAAAUCAAUCUAAUGAAAUCUUAGAUGAACUACAAGAGUAUAAACAAAAACUUGAAAUGCAAGAGAAAGUUAAUUAAGUUUAAGAUUCCUAGAUUACAUUUUAUAAAGGUUAGCUCUCUUAGUAGAACCAAACACUUUCUAAUUAAUAAAUGAUGGACCAACUUGAAAAUGAGAAAUAGAAAUCUUAAUUCUGGAAAUAGCAAUAUAGUGAAAUGAUUAAAUAAAAAGAACCUUAAGGAGAUUUAAGUUAAAUUAUAAAAUAAAAAGAAGGUGAAUUAGUCUAAUAAUUUAAAUAACCUUAAGAUUAAAACACUUAAGCAUUUCUUAAUGAGAUUGAAGAUUUGAAAAAAUAGAAUAUCUAUCUUUAAUAAUUAAUAAUCAAUACAUAAAGUAAAUUAAAAACUUAAGAAUAAAAAGAACAAUUCUAGGAGGAAUACCCUUAGGAUUAAGAGAAAUAAAAUCUUGGAUUAUAGAAUUAAGCUUUGGCUAAAUAAGUGGAGGAAUUGAAAAAAAUAAAUUAAGAGUAUUAUUUUAUUUAUAUACUAGUAUUCUUUAAUAAAUGAAUAAAGCUCUUAGUGGAGAUGAUAAGUCGUAAUAAAUAUCAGAACUACUUUAGAAGAAUACUCUCUUGAGUUUAGCAAACUCUAAACUUUUAAUUGAUUUGGAAGCAAAUCAAAAGGAAUUAUUUAAAUAGGGUUAGUAAUAAUAACAAUCAAGUGAAAUGAUAAAGAUUUUAGAUAGAAGUGAUAUGCCUGAUGAUAAAUAGAGAAUAGCUGAUUUAUAAAGUUAAAUUGAAUUGGCAGGAUAACAAAUAGAUUUUUGGAAAUAAAAAUAUCAAACAGUUUUAAAUGAUUUCAGUCAAUAACAUUCACCUACCAGCUUGUAGAAAUAGUUAAUAGACUAAGUUUCUUAAAUUCAUCAAUAGGAAGAAGCUCUUUUUAUACUCCAAUAGACUACUGAUAAAGUUAAGUAAUAGAAUGAAAACUAGAUUAAUUCACUUUAAAGAGAAAUUGAAAUAAUGUAGGAUUAAAAUGAUUAAUUAUAAAGAAAAUUAAUGAGCGAAUAAGAUAUUUGCUAGUAGUUAAGUUAAUAAAGGAUGUAGUAGUAAGAGGUGAAUGAAAAAUAGAUUAAAUUCUGGAAAGAUAAAUACGAAAAUAAUUUAAAAAUUAAUCAUGAAAAUCCUGAAAAGGCUUAAACCAUUUUAAAAUAAGCUGAAGAGGAAGCUCAAAAUUUAAUUGUUGAUUAGGAAUUGACUUAAAUCAAUAUGAAUUUGGAAUUAAUUGAUAGAUUAAGAUUGGAAAAUUAAAAGUCUUAGGAUGAAAUUAAACUCUAUAAGAAGAGAGUAUUAGAACUUGAGUAAUAGUAAUAGAAGAUUGAGCCAAGUUAAUAAGACACUAUAUAAUCAAGGUAGUAUUAAAUUACAUAAAUGGAGAGAGAUUUACAAAAAGCAAUUCAAAAUUAAGAAUUUUGGUAAUAAAAGUAUAAUGAUGUUGUUUAACAAAAUAUUGACAAAGAAAUUGGCUAACAAGGAGAUGUUUAAAACUCCGCAAGUUAUUGGAGAUAAAAAUAUGAUCAAGCAGAAUAGAGCAGAUAAGAAUUAAUAUAAAAAAUUACUGAAAAAGAAAAACAAUUAGAAUAGAAUAUGCAAUCCUUUUAAUCUAUGCUUAAGGAUGAAUUAAAAGAAGAGUUAACAAAGAUCAGAUCCCAAGAAAAAUAGAAAAUACCAGAACAAACUGUAAGUGAAUCCAAUUUAUUACAAAAGUUAAAAGAAUAACAUGAAAACGAGAAAUAACAAUUAAUAUAAGAGUUUUUAAGAAGAAUUGAUUAAUUAUUAAUUAGCAAUGUAUAAAAAUACCCAGAAGGUGAAAAUUGGAAAGAACUUAUUCUGAAAUAUGAGAAAUAACGUUAAAAUGAACUUUAUGAAUUGAAAUAAUAAUUACAGAUUUUAUAAAGAUCACAAAUACAAACUCAGGACAUCGAAUUUUAUGCGGAGAGAAGAGUCUAUGAGAAUACAAUCAAUGAACUCAAAAGUAGAAUUUAGUAUGAUGAUCAACAAGAACUUUUUGACACUAUAGAGUAUUAAAGAAAAGUAAUACAAGGAUUAGAAGAUCAGAUAUCAUUCUUAUCAAAUCAAAAAUUACAUUUAAAUUAACAUAUUUAAGAACUAAACGACGAAAUUGAGAUGCUUAGAGACAAUCUAUUAAAAUACCAACUUCAAUCUGAUAAUAGAAAAAAAUAACGACUUGAAGUGUUGGAGGCAAUAUCAGAGAUGAAAAGAGAAAGAACUCGAGAGAGAGACUCUUAGAAAUCACCUUUCUAAUCUAUGAGGCCUAGCCAAAAUAAAUAGUCAUAGGAUAGAUAUCCUCGGGAUUAUCUCAGGCCAUCUAAUAUACCAUAAUAGUUUUCAUCAUUUAAGGAACAUAAUUCUCCAAAUUAAAGAAUUCCUUAUCCAUCAAUUUAAUUCAUAUCUUCAUAAUAAGAGAAUAGAGAAAUACCAUAAAAAUUAUAAGAGUUGGAAGAAGUUAAGAAUAAAUACUAAACAGCAUUAAAUAAUAUACUAAAAUUAGAGACAUAAGUUGUUGAAAAGCUAUAGUAGGAUGAUAUAAUUAUUCAAUGA
Messenger RNA from Paramecium octaurelia, 8897 nucleotides. The record is from the annotation of a GenBank genome assembly. NCBI's taxonomy places the organism in Eukaryota, Ciliophora, Oligohymenophorea, Peniculida, Parameciidae.